CACACAUACACACAUUUGUGUUUAUUUUUGAUCAUUAUUUAAAUAAAUUAGUGUCAAUUUUAUUUAUUGAAUAUUUUAAGUAAUGCAAUAUCAUGCCAGAAAUGCGGGAGUGGCGUAAUUGGAAUUAGCUUGACUAUAAAGAUAAGAGAGUAACUUCAGAAACCAGAGUAGUAGUAACAAAUUUUAUAUUAUCUGUAAUUCAAAUUUCCGAUUAUGAUAUUUAUUGUUAACUUUAUAGCAGUUAUCAAGUUACUUGAUGAGGAAAAAAUCAAAAUGUUCGAAGUUGUAUCCGUCUUUUGUUCGUUACAUUUGCAACCUAUUUAAAAAUUUUUUUCCUGUUAAAUAUCGAAUAUCAUACACAUGUUUCAGUCAUUUAAAAGAAUAUAUUUAAUUUGCAUUCAUUCUAAUGUGAAGUACGUACUUCAUUUUUGUCCUUCGGAUUAUAACUACAGCAUUAAACUGCGACAGGAAAUGGCCAAAGUGCUGUUCGCGUAGUUGACGGAGAGUAUCACGUGAUCUUCAUAGAAUUCUUCGAACUGUUUAGUGGGUUUCUGACCGUUACAAACUUACAACAGUGCUUACAUUCCAUGUACUGUAAUACGUUCUUGUAAUUUGAAUCUUUUCAGCUCGUUUCAUAUAACUAUUUCAUUCUUUUGUUUCUAAGAGGAUUUAGAAAAAAAUGUUAAACGCUAAUUUCAAAAUCCUGCGUCGAGAGGACAGCUGAUUUUUGACACCAGGGCAGAUGAUUUCGAAGAGAAGUGUUGUGAUAUCACAUUAUUUCUUGCGGUAAUCUAUAUCACGUAAAACGAUGAUAUCUACAUUGUCUGCAAAGAGAGAGUUGUUCUUUCGUCAGGAUGGGCAACCAGUUUCUACUAGUAUUACAUCUAAUACAACUACAACAACUACAAGCACAACGAAUUCGGUGACGUUAAAAGAAUCUAUAUUCAAUAAAGAAAAAGAAAUUGUAAAAGACAUGUCACAUUCAAAGGAAUCAGAUGGUUAUGUUGGUUUUGCCAAUCUCCCAAAUCAAGUCUAUCGUAAAGCAGUCAAAAGAGGAUUUGAGUUUACAUUAAUGGUUGUAGGUGAAUCUGGACUAGGAAAGUCAACUCUCAUCAAUUCUGUAUUUUUGACAGACAUAUAUUCCAAUGAAUAUCCAGGACCUUCACAUCGCAUUAAAAAAACUGUUCAGAUUGAAACAACAAAGGUGCUGCUUAAGGAAAAUGGUGUAAAUUUACUUCUAACUGUUGUGGACACUCCAGGUUUUGGAGAUGCUGUUGAUAAUUCUAAAUGUUGGCAACCUAUAGUUGAUUUUAUAGAGAGUAAAUGUGAAGAAUACCUUAAUGCAGAAUCUAGAGUUAACAGAACAACUAUUCCUGAUACUCGUGUUCACUGUUGCCUUUAUUUCAUUGCACCUUCUGGGCAUGGACUCAAGCCUUUAGAUAUUGAAUUUAUGAAACAGUUACAUGAUAAAGUUAAUAUUAUUCCACUUAUUGCAAAAGCAGAUACGUUAACACCUGAAGAAUGUUCUUUUUUUAAAAGAACAAUUUUAAAUGAAAUUGCUCAAAAUAAAAUAAAGGUGUAUGAAUUCCCAGAAUGUGACGAUGAAGAAGAAAACAAAGUACAAAAACUAUUAAAGGAACGUAUGCCAUUUGCUGUAGUUGGAAGUAAUACACUAGUUGAUGUAAACGGUAAACAAGUAAGAGGAAGGAAAUAUCCUUGGGGUGUAGCUGAAGUGGAAAAUCCAGAUCAUUGUGACUUCAUUGCUUUAAGGAAUAUGUUAAUCAGGACCCAUAUGCAGGAUCUAAAAGAUGUAACAAGUAACGUUCACUAUGAAAAUUAUAGAUGCAGGAAAUUAGCUGGUAUUGGUGCUGAUGGUAAUCCCAAAAUGACAAAUAAAAAUCCAUUUACUCAAAUGGAAGAAGAAAAACUUGAACAUGAAGCAGAAAUGAAAUCUACAGAGAAAGAAACGGAAAAGGUGUUUGAAAUGAAAGUUCAAGAAAAGCUUCAAAAACUUAAAGAUUCUGAAAAUGAUCUUAACCACAGACACGAACAAAUGAAGAAGAAUUUAGAACAGCAAAGACAAGAAUUAGAAGAAAAGAGAAGAGCUUAUGAAAAAGAGAAAGCUGCAUUUGAAUUGGCAAACAAAGAUAUGGAAGAUGUUAUGCGAAGGAUGACGCUUGAUUCUAAUUCAAAAGAGUCGAAAAAAGAAAAUAGCAACAGUCAUUCCAGAAGAACACAUUUCAAGCAAAAAGCUCUUAAAGCUCGUUCAUGCCAGCAAAUGUAAUCAUUAAAUUUAAUCCCAGAGGAGAAAACAUUUAAAGAAUAAAAUAUUUUAAAGGCAUUUAUUUGCAAACUACAAGUUACAAAUUUCAUUUAAUACCAAACAGUAUUAAUGAAUUUUCUUCUUAUUAAGUAUUUUGUACUUAAGAUAUAGUGUGAUUUUAUAGGUGCCAUAAGUAUAAUUUAGAUAUGGAUUUUCCUAAUGACAAAUUUUGUUAUAAUAUCAGUUUAAUGAUAGGUGCAAAUACCAAGAUUUGAUCAUGUACUGUACAUUCCAAUAAUA
This is a messenger RNA of Centruroides sculpturatus (bark scorpion), 2563 nucleotides long. RefSeq names its product septin-7-like (gene pnut). The record is from RefSeq and is a predicted model, not a curated record. Lineage: Eukaryota; Metazoa; Arthropoda; Arachnida; Scorpiones; Buthidae. Gene Ontology annotation, cellular component: septin complex; septin ring; microtubule cytoskeleton. Gene Ontology annotation, molecular function: GTPase activity; GTP binding; molecular adaptor activity. Gene Ontology annotation, biological process: cilium assembly; cytoskeleton-dependent cytokinesis. The transcript has 13 exons. The coding region runs from base 809 to 2284 and encodes 491 amino acids.